AUGGGAAUCAUCAAACUCGACUGCCUAGCCGUCAAUCCAAAUAACACAAUCGUUUACGGAAUCGGUAGCGCCUACAUUGACGGCAUCAACAACUUCACUCGCGAAGAUGCCUCCCUCCUCCUCGUCCGUUCAGAACUCAACCUAACCUCCUUCAAAAGAAUCAAAUGGAUAAUCGUCUCCAUAGUCCAGGCCAAGGAAUUUCCUUACUUCUGGGCCCAGAGCACUGAUUUCGUCGACUGUGCCGUCUCUCGGACGGGCAUCUUUACCGCCCUGGCAGUCCAAAAACCCACGUAUAAAAACUAUGGUUCGACCGUGUGGACCGGUAUCAAGUUUGAUCCAGCAUCGGGUGUCAAGGGCGCUAAUGGUAGCAGUCAAGUCGGUGGAUCAUCGGGAUGGGAACCGUUUGGAGCUGGGAACGAUUACCUCAAUGCGGGCUACUUUAUGUCACAUGCAGCUAUUUAUUAUGACCAAAGAGUCAAAGUCCAAGGAGGACCGGCUGAGGGUGUUGUGAAGGAGAGGUUCAUUCAUGCCGUUAUGAGAGGAGACGGGAAGCUCCUAUUUGGAUCCUAUGGGCCUAAUGACUCGCUCUCGAAUGAUACCUUCGCCUCAUGGAACAUGAACAGUUCCCUUCCCUUUCCCCAGACGCCAAAGCUUAUGAGCCUCGGUCAAGGCUACGCCCACGUCUACCGCGAGGAAGCAGGCACAAUCACAUCCUACCCCCUCACCGACGUAAAUGCUUCCAUUCCUAGCUACAUCUCCACCAAUGCCUUACCGGGUCUGACCCUCAAACAUAUCAUCCCUGGAGUUCGCAACGGCAUUUCGUUCCUUGCAUGCAUUGGUGAUAAUUCUAUGUACUUCAUAUCCAACUUGCUCGAAACAAACAACACAAUCACCACACCUAAAACCUCUCAAAUCUACCCCAUCACCACCACCAACUCGACCUCGACCUCUCUAUCAACACCCCUCCGCCCCUACCUCUUCGUCACUUCCCAAUAUAACACCACUGACUCCCCAAUUGAAAUCUCCUACUCCUCCCCCGUCAUCCAAAACACCUUCCACUUCGGAAUCUCUCUUUCCUCCGAAGGACACAUCUAUGGAAUCAACCUCUCCGGAAACUCGUCUUCCAACACAUUCGGUCGGACAGAAAAUGCGGGCGCGGUGUGGGUGAAUGCGCCGUAUGAUAGUCAUUUUGGAAUCGCAUUGGCACCGCCAUGGGAUAUGCCUGAAGAGCAAUACUCGCGGGGGCGUGUGGGAUGA
This is a messenger RNA of Linnemannia hyalina, 1257 nucleotides long. The record is from the annotation of a GenBank genome assembly. Lineage: Eukaryota; Fungi; Mortierellomycota; Mortierellomycetes; Mortierellales; Mortierellaceae.